This is a messenger RNA of Erigeron canadensis, 870 nucleotides long. RefSeq lists its product as uncharacterized. Lineage: Eukaryota; Viridiplantae; Streptophyta; Magnoliopsida; Asterales; Asteraceae. The record is from RefSeq and is a predicted model, not a curated record. The transcript is spliced from 2 exons. The coding region runs from base 1 to 870 and encodes 289 amino acids.
AUGCAAGACAAGCAGCUUGAUGCCCGAGGAAAGCCUGGUUUCAGCACCAUCCAAAAGUUUGUAUGCGCCAUACGUCAAUUGGCGUAUGGCUACAAUCCCGACUCGCUUGACGAGUAUCUACAGAUGGGUGAAGAAACAGCAAGGUGUUAUCUAGACAAUUAUUGCAUGCUUGGAAGCAUUGAUUGCAUGCACUGGCCUUGGAAGAACCGCCCCAAGGCAUGGCAAGGUCAGUUUACGCGUGGUGAUCACGGUCAUCCAACCAUCAUGCUUGAAGCAGUAGCUUCAUACGAUAGCUGGAUCUGGCAUGCUUUUUUCGACACAACUAGUUCGAACAAUGAUAUAAAUGUUCUGAACCAGCCGCCUUUAUUUAGGGAAAUCAUUGAAGAUCAUGCACCUGAUAGCUUGUUCACUGUUAAUGGCACCCACUACAAAAAGGGUUACUAUCUUGCGGACGGCAUUUAUCCCGAAUGGUCGACUUUUGUAAAGGCGUAUUCAUGCCCUCAAGAUGAGAAGCGAAAGAAAUUUAAAAAGUUUCAAGAAAGUGCCUGGAAGGAUGUCGAGCGUGCCUUUGGAGGGCGUCAAAACUCAUGGCACAUUCUAACCCAACCAGCAAGAUCAAAAAGCGUGAAUCGGAUCACUCGAACAAUGUACGCAUGUGUUAUAUUGCAUAACAUGAAGGUUGAAGACGCGGGGUACGCCAUAAGCUCACUCGAGGAAGGAGACGACAUUGACCCAAUCGUCUUACCGGAGCGUACGUUCCAGGAAAGGAUUGCACUUCACCAACGUACCGGUAAGGGGCUUCGAGAUCGCACUGUGCAUCAUGCUCUUCGCCAUGAUCUUACGGAGCAUGUAUGGCGCCUCCCGGCUUAA